GCUUUUAAUUCACACCCCAGGGGGCGGGGGCGGGCCUGGGACCUGCCCUUCUCCAGGGCUCGGCCACAGGUCCCCGCCAGCCCCUCUGGCCCUCUUGGCCUCCCAGCCCAUCCCGUAGCUGAGUGCUCAUGGCUGAUCUGGACCCCCAUACCUGAAGUUCAGGACUGAGGUGGCGGCAUAGGGGCAGCCGUGGUAUAUGUCCCCUUGGGCUCUGGCCAUACAGGUCUCCCUCUUGAGUUGGGGUCCGUGAGCUGGACCCCUCCCUCCACUAUGCGUUCCUCCCCCUGGGGCUAAAUCCAGCUCCUUUGCCCCCCCACUUGUGGGCUGGGGCAUGGCCAAUGUCAAGGGCCCCUGGCCGGGGAACCUCCAGGGAGCACUACAGGCUCCGCCUCUGCCUGGCUGCCCACCUGCUCUGCUCUCCCUGGCGGCUCCUCCCCUGGCUCCCCCCUCCCCCUUGCUAGGUUGACUGCCCACCUGGGGCUCUGCUUGCCCUACCUGACCCAUGUCCCCUUCUCUGUGCCCCAGUCACUGGGCUUGGGACCCUCUGGGUCUCACCCAUCCAGCCCUCUGCCUAACAGGUUGAUUUUCCUCGCUGAGCCCACACCUGUGGUUACCUGGCCCUGCCUGCUGCCCCGCCCACCUCCCACCUGUUUGCCUUUUGCCUGCCUCUCCCCAAGGGCAAGGAGGCCCUCCCCCUCAGGGUGGCCCAAGUUUCCAGUUGGUCUCCAGUGCUCAUGGCACACCUCCCCUACCAUCCUCAGAGGCCUCCUCCCACGGGCCUGGCCUCCCAGGCUCUGAGUGCCCGUGGGCUGCAGCCAGAGCUUUGUCCUGCUCCCUUCCCCCCACCCCAGUGCCCCCAGGCCCCUUGUCAUCAUGUCCUACCGGGCCUGCCUGUACGGCUGUCCUGUACCCACGAGUCCCAGGCUCUGCCUUGCCCCCGGCCUCAUGGCCGGUCUGGGGGCUGCCACCUGGCCCGUCGCUUCUCUUCUUGCGCCCCUCCUCUUGCACCUUCUCCUGUCAUUGCCAUCCCUACGAGCCACCUCCCUCCACCGAAAACCAGGCUGCAGGUCAGCCCGUCCUCGACACCCUGACGGCGACAGUCGGCUGAAGAACUGGAUGGAAGAGGCAGAAGAGUUGCCCUGGACCGGCGCUCCUGCAGGACGGUCACCUGGCAUCUCAUGCCCACCUGGUGCCUCGCGACUCCCUCCUGGUUUGGGCUGCAGCCGUCUCAAAUCCUCCGUGGGACAGGACCGUGGACACGCCACCCCAGUACCCUCCAGCUCCAAAAUCCCUCCACAGCCACGGGGAUACCUGCACGCGUUCCCAUGGGACAGGCCGGACCCAAAGACUCUGGACCCGGGCCACUCCCCUGCGUGGAGGGGCGCGUCCUCCCCGCCUCCCCGCCCUCUGACCGAUGGACUUCACUGAUUUGAGUGUCAGACACGCGGGCUGGACCCCUCCCCACCCCUCAUGAACCCUGAGACUUGGGGGAGCGCCGAGCCUCGCUGUCCGCGUCUGUGAAAUGGGAUCGGACACCUACCUCACAGGGCUGUUGUGAGGAGCAUGUGACGCGGUCGGAAAGUGCCCUCCCGGGGGCUUGGCGCACCCCGUUGUGCUCUCAAUAAAUGUGUUUCUUGC
Molecule: messenger RNA, 1638 nt
Organism: Physeter macrocephalus (sperm whale)
Lineage: Eukaryota; Metazoa; Chordata; Mammalia; Artiodactyla; Physeteridae
Exons: 4
Coding region: 874-1428 (184 amino acids)
Source: RefSeq, a predicted model, not a curated record